Molecule: messenger RNA, 1297 nt
Organism: Paramecium octaurelia
Lineage: Eukaryota; Ciliophora; Oligohymenophorea; Peniculida; Parameciidae
Source: the annotation of a GenBank genome assembly
AUGGUGAAUUUAGUCUCCAGCCUUAUAACAUACGAUAGUAAUGUUUUCAAAGGUUUUGAUAAUGUUUAUGCUACAUCUUUCUAUUGUUCAGGUUCCUAAAUAGCAGGUUAAGUCCUCUUCUCAGAUUCAUUUCCUGAAAUUCCUAAAAUCAUCAUUUCCCUUGAAAAAUUGGACACAUCGAUUAAUAACUCAGGUUUUAUUUUAGAGAUUACAGAUGUUCAGCUUACAUGUAAGUAUUUAGAUUAGUAAGAUUUCAAUAUUACGAUUUCAUGUCCAAAUUAAAGAGUAUAUGCUAUGAGAUUUAAAUGGUAUGCGAUUUGUGGAGGAGGUCUUCAGGUAAUAAAUUAUAUUAGUUCCUCAGCCAUUGUCAAUAAUACUUUUCCACAUUCAUUGAGUAAUCCGAAAUAUUGUUUUGUGAGUUUAACAGGUUUAUUAUACAAUGGAUAAAUAGAUUUUCUACUUUAAGUAAGUCAAUUAUGUAAUAACAUUCUCAGAUAAGUGAGCUGACCAGCUCUUCUAUUACGGUUGAGAUUAACCAAGUAGAUGGAAAAUUCCCUCAUUUACUACAAAUAGGUUAUUAAGUUGUCAUAACAUCAUAUGAGAUAAUCAAUCUUGGAUUUCAAUCUACUCUUCAAAAUUUUACAAGUUAACCCAUCUAAAACUUAUGUAGUGGAUGGUUUAUUUUUAACCUUUAAGGUCUUAAUUAUUCAAGCACAGACAACAUAAGACUAAACCUAACAAAUAAUAAUACUGCUGAUAUUCUUUCUUAUAAGUUUGGAAAAUGUAUUAAAUUUAUCAAAUCUUAGGGGAUGGAUAAUAUACUGGAAGUUAUCACUCUUAGCUCUGGUUAUUUUAUUAAAAUACUUACUUUAGUUGCGCUGUGAUAAAAACGAAAAGCAAAUUGAUCUUAGCGAUCAAUGAUUUACCAGAAAAGAAAAUUGUUUUUAUUGAUCCAAAUCUCCAAUAUAUUAAUCAAGGAUAAUACGAAUUGAUUUUCAAUUAAAAGCUUUCCUAUAUGCAAAUAGAAGUAGCUAUGAAAAGCUUUGAAGGGAAAUUAAUUCAAAGUUCAAUUAAUAUGUAGGAUAAAUGCAAUCCAUCACAAAUCCAAGUUCUUAAAUAUCAACAUUAAAAAAUCAUCAAUUUCAUAACUUUCUAUCUAGCAUUUACAUCCCCUAUCUAUGAAUAAUAAAAAUUUAAGUUAAAUAUCACACCUGGAAGUAUUGAAUUAGUUCAAGUACUUUAUAAUUACAUAUAAACUGAGAAGACAAUUCUUAAAUUUGAAUAUGUAGAUAUCUGA